Aspergillus ruber CBS 135680 is the source of this 439-nucleotide messenger RNA. Its product is annotated as DASH complex subunit DAD4. Gene Ontology annotation, cellular component: DASH complex; mitotic spindle. NCBI's taxonomy places the organism in Eukaryota, Fungi, Ascomycota, Eurotiomycetes, Eurotiales, Aspergillaceae. Gene Ontology annotation, biological process: attachment of spindle microtubules to kinetochore. The transcript is spliced from 5 exons. The coding region runs from base 23 to 241 and encodes 72 amino acids. The record is from RefSeq and is a predicted model, not a curated record.
CUUCAACAUUCCAAGCAUCAAGAUGGAGAGCCCUCACGAACACCAGCAGACCCUGAUUCUUUCUCGAAUCAUCAACAACAUUGAGAAACUCAAUGAGUCGGUGAUGGUCAUGAACAAGAGCCUCCAGGAGGUGAACAUCCAGAACAUGAACGUGGAAUUGGUCGCGCAGAUGUUCAAGAACUACCAGUCGAAUGUCUUGUUCCAUUUGGAAGCCACGGAGAAUCUGAAGGAGCCGUCAUAGUGCCCAAUCUCGCAUUGUAUAUUUUUUGAGAUGAUUUGUUACGAAGCAUGACGGAUGCUAAUUGGGAUUCAAUGAAUAGGAAUUGGCAUAUACAUUCCUAUCUUCCUCAGUAAAGUACUUUUAUAUCCUCUUAAGAUGUAGCGAUAUCUCUGAUUGUAGUCUUGGCGGCAUCAAACGAUCUCCGGAUCUCUUCUGCGG